GGGAGCUAUCCGGUCUGGGAAGACUUCAUAAACAAAGCAGGAAAGCUGCAGUCCCAGCUCCGGACAACAGUAGUAGCAGCAGCUGCCUUCUUGGACGCCUUUCAGAAAGUGGCUGACAUGGCCACCAACACACGUGGCGGCACCCGGGAGAUCGGCUCCGCCCUCACCAGAAUGUGCAUGCGGCACCGAAGCAUAGAGGCCAAGCUGCGGCAGUUCUCCAGUGCUUUGAUUGAUUGUCUGAUCAACCCACUUCAAGAGCAGAUGGAAGAGUGGAAAAAAGUCGCCAGCCAGCUGGAUAAAGACCACGCAAAAGAAUACAAAAAAGCCCGCCAAGAGAUCAAAAAGAAGUCCUCAGACACGCUGAAGCUGCAGAAGAAAGCAAAAAAAGGGCGAGGCGACAUCCAGCCGCAGCUGGACAGCGCUCUCCAGGACGUGAAUGACAAGUAUCUCCUGCUCGAGGAAACCGAAAAGCAGGCCGUGCGGAAGGCGCUGAUUGAAGAGCGUGGCCGCUUCUGCGCUUUCGUCUCUAUGCUGCGGCCGGUGAUUGAAGAAGAGAUCGCGAUGCUCGGGGAAAUAACCCACCUUCAGACCAUCUCGGAAGACCUCAAGAGCCUGACCAUGGACCCUCACAAGCUCCCCUCCUCCAGCGAACAGGUGAUCUUGGACUUGAAAGGCUCCGACUGCAGCUGGUCCUAUCAGACACCACCCUCUUCCCCCAGCACCACCAUGUCUAGGAAGUCCAGUGUGUGCAGCAGCCUGAACAGCGUGAACAGCAGCGACUCUCGCUCCAGCAGCUCCCACUCGCACUCGCCCAGCUCCCACUGCCGUCACCGCGGCUCCAACCCUGCCCAGCCGGCGCCCGUGCGACUGUCCAGCGUGUCCUCCCACGACUCCGGCUUCAUCUCCCAGGACGCCUUCCAGUCCAAGUCACCCUCCCCCAUGCCGCCAGAGGCCCCCAACCAGAACUCCUCCAGCUCGGCCUCCUCCGAAGCCUCGGAAACCUGCCAGUCCGUGAGCGAGUGCAGCUCCCCCUCGUCGGUCAGCUCGGGCUCCACCAUGGGCGCCUGGGUGUCCGCGGACAAGUUGUCUAACGGGUUCUCCCACUGUAGUCUGUCCAGCGAGCCCCCCGCGGGGGCCCUGGGCUCGGCUCCCCCGGGCCUCCUAAGCAGCCGUCAGCUCCAGGGCAGUGGCCAGGGGGACGGCGGCCCAGGGGCCCGUUCGGGAACAGUGUUGGUGGGCACAGCCCAGAGCGCACCGCGGGAGUGUCCCCUCCGGAUGCUCCCAAGUUCCCGCUGGGCCGUGGCCACAGAGCCAGAGCCCGCGGUAUGUCUUGGUGGCCGGGUUGAGCGGACGAGCCGGUUCCUUCAGCCAGGAGGGCGGUGCACCUGGCACAUGCUGGCCCCCGUGGGCUGGCCAGCCUGGCAGCCCGCUGGCUGGUCCCGCCGAGCCCCCUCGAGGGACCGGCUGCCCGCUGGGCGGCUGCCUAUGCGGCGCUCACAGGAGCAGGAUGGAGCGCCCCGGCCGGCCGUCGCCAGCGGCUGCGGAUGGGCCCUGCUGCCGCGGGACGGGGCUCACGCCAGCGCCUUGUCUCUCUCCUCUGACCUGCAGCCCGGCGAGGAGGCGGAGGCCUGCGAGGAGCUGGCCCUGGCCCUGGCCCGGGGCCUCCAGCUCGACACCCAGAGGAGCAGCCGGGACUCCCUGCAGUGCUCCAGCGGCUACAGCACUCAGACCACCACCCCGUGCUGCUCAGAGGACACCAUCCCCUCCCAGGUUUCAGAUUACGAUUACUUCUCCGUGAGCGGUGAUCAGGAGGCAGAGCAGCAGGAGUUUGACAAAUCCUCCACCAUCCCGCGGAACAGCGACAUCAGCCAGUCCUACCGGCGCAUGUUCCAGGCCAAGCGCCCAGCCUCCACCGCGGGCCUCCCUACCAACCUGGGGCCCGCCAUGGUCACCCCCGGGGUCGCCACCAUCCGACGGACCCCUUCCACCAAGCCUUCUGUCCGCCGAGGCACCAUCGGAGCCGGCCCCAUCCCCAUCAAGACGCCCGUGAUCCCCGUCAAGACCCCGACCGUCCCGGGCCUCCCAGGGGUGUUGCCAGCACCCCCGGAUGGGCCGGAGGAGCGGGGGGAGCACGGCCCCGAGUCGCCGCCUGCGGGCGAGGGCCCCCCGGGUGUCGCCAGCAUGCCCCUCUCCAUCUCCUCCCUGUGGAGCGGCCAGGCUUCCGUCAACCCUCCGCUUCCAGGCCCCAAGCCCAGCAUCCCCGAGGAGCCCAGAAGGGCGAUUCCAGAGAGCCAGGCCGAAGACCAGGAGAGGGAGCUCCCGAGUGCCGCCGUCUCCCCGGGCGGGAUUCCUGAGAGGGAGCCUGUGGAUCUGAGCCCGAGAGAUGGUGCCCAGGGCGAAGACAUGCUGAACGCCAUCCGAAGAGGCGUGAAGCUGAAGAAGACCACGACCAACGACCGCUCCGCGCCUCGCCUCUCCUAGGCCCACGGCGCCGUCGCCGGGAAUCCACUGUCAGCACAGCCUGAUGGGUCUCGGUCCAUUCCAGCCAACCUAGAAUCCAACACCAGGUUUUGUAGGCAACUCCGAAUACAGCUCUUUUGAAAGUCCCCACACCUUUAGAUAAGAAUUAAAAGCAGCAGAUGUAACUGACCUAACCUUGACCUUUUCAUUUGUAAAUAGUGACGACUUUCUUUCUGCACAUUUUAAUCUUAGUUUCCCUUUUGAUUUUUCUGAAGGUGCCAAAUUCCAUUUAACUUUUUUACAAGUCUUUGUAAAAUUUUAAAUGCAUAAGGGGGGGGUUGGGGUAGGGGCCACGGAGUAGUUCAUUUUAGAAGAGGAUUUACUAUAGUUCACUCCCUUUUUUUCCACAAGCUUUUGUAGAUGCGGUGUAGUCGGCUAUCUUAGAAGCAAAUUCAAGUUGUUUUAAUGUACAGACAAAAUGGAUAAGAGGCGAAACCCUCGCUGAGACUAUGUUCUGGAUGAAAACAGCAGGACCAGUUGACAGGCGACACCGAGAAGUCGAUCGAGAAGCGGUGGACUCGCGGGGAUGGGGGAGGUCUGUGGGGGGCUCCCGGCAGCAUGGCCGACCCCGCUCCAUUCACGAGUAGCCUCGUAGGUUGACUUUCUAGUAGCUUCAUGGUAAAUGCAUCCGACAAGCCAUACUGGAUUGCAGUGUUUGUUUCCGUAGGUGUGUGAGGACUUGCUCCCCCCUCGACCGCCCACAGCACUCCCCAGUCCCGUGCAUGCUGCCGCCUGGGUAGACUAGGACCCCCACUUGAGUUUCUCGCCGACUGUACUCACGUUCCUCGAAUCCAAAUCCAUCCUUAAGGGUAAGGCAGUCUGAAACACGUGAAAGCAUUUUAAAACGAUAGCAGGGAAUUCUUAGAUAGAGCAAAUGCCUUUUACUUAACUGUACCCAGCAGGCUGGGUGCACUGAAAAGCCCAAAUAUUUUGGAAAAACUCGAGCGGAUUUGACAAGGGUAACCAGCUUGCAGUCUAGCAAAUCGCCAGUGUGUUCACCAGUCUGGGGGCUUGUUUUUCUUAUCUUCCUUUAAGUACAUGGCAGUUAACGGACUUCAUCCCAAGCACUGGAGAGAGGAGGGCUUGUUUAUUGCCACUGGGAAUCUGUCCUUUUUGUAUCCUGGGUGAUGUUUUUCUGGAAUGGAUUUGUCUUUUUUAAGUGGAAGUUGAAUUUGUUACAAUACCCAUCUCCUCAAGCCAACAGACUCGUAGACUUAGAGGGAGGACCCUGGGAGAAGUCAGGUGUCUGAAAAAGCAAGAAAGCCCCUGAGCAGUGGGGCCGGUGGGCGGGGCACGCAUGUGACCACGCCUCUCAAGGGAGGAGUCUGGCGGGCCCCACGCGCCCUGCAGGUUUCUGUUGGCGCUGACCCCACCGAGGAGUCCAGCCUCAUGCGUUGAUGCAUGACCGCGUCACCUACCUGUACAGGGCAUCACCUACCUGUACAGCCACUGUGCUGCAGACUGUCACUUAACACUGCGGUGGUUGCUCAAGGACAUUGAUGUUCCGGCUUUAAAGCAAAGGCGUGAUUAUCUGACACUGCGCAAGCCUUUUUCUUUGGAAAACAAGCUCCUUUGCAGAAGAGCAGCAACGGCAGUGCCUGUGGUCGGCCCGCCCGUCCCAAUGACGCCCAUGGCUGACGCGCUGUGCAUAGGACGCUUGGCGGUUUUUGCAGAAGCAGAGACCGCUGCAGGCCAUCAUGAUAGAUGCAGUGGUAUUUUAAACCUUUGAGGUAGAUGGAUGUGACUGUACCCUGGUACAGCUUUUCACUUGUUUAGUUUUUAAACGUUAGUAUAAUCUGAAUAAAUAUAAAAUGUUGCCAAAUUCAACGUAGAAAGAAUGUGACCACACACCUGGGUAGUUCUGCUUGUGUUUUUGCAUAUUGUAAAAGCAGCGUCACAGCUAAAAAUAAAGAACUUGUUUCUAAAGGUAAAUUAUUGUGCUUCAGUUGCUAGUUUGUACUGAGAGUUGACCUCUCCCUGUGCAGUUUUUGUUCUAAACUUGUAUAAAUAACAAUUGUGUAAUUGUGUCUCCCUUCUACAUUGUAACAACCGCUUCAGCCUAUGUUAUAAAUAAAGAACCACUAGAGGGAAAAAAAAAA
Carlito syrichta (Philippine tarsier) is the source of this 4619-nucleotide messenger RNA. It is a transcript of the gene MTSS1, whose product is annotated as MTSS1, I-BAR domain containing. NCBI's taxonomy places the organism in Eukaryota, Metazoa, Chordata, Mammalia, Primates, Tarsiidae. Gene Ontology annotation, biological process: adherens junction maintenance; plasma membrane organization; positive regulation of actin filament bundle assembly. Bases 118 to 2481 code for a protein of 787 amino acids. The record is from RefSeq and is a predicted model, not a curated record. Gene Ontology annotation, molecular function: phospholipid binding; actin binding. Gene Ontology annotation, cellular component: actin cytoskeleton; cytoplasmic side of plasma membrane. The transcript has 17 exons.